AGAAUGCAACAGUAAUAUUUCCAAAAUGGCUACCAUGUUUAAAAAACCUCGAAGAAAUUUUAGGAGGAAAAUUACGACGAGCGAUUCUGAGGAUGAGAACGAUGGCGAAAAGGAGGAAGGACAUGUGAAAGACACGCUCAACAACGGCAACAACGAUGCGAAAGUCAAAGAAAAAGCCCACAAGAAGCGAGACGUUUCCAACCUUCUCAGUUUCGUCGAUGCAGAAGAAGGUGAUGCCGAAAUUUUCCAAGUCAAAAAAUCUAGUCAUAGCAAACGGAUAGCGAAACAACUAAAGAAGGAAAGUCUAAAAGAGAAAGAGGAAAGAAAGAAGACUGAAGAAGAACAACCAGCGGCACCAAAGACAGCGCCAGCCACUCCCCCUGUUGAGGCACCUCCUGUAGUAAACACGGAAGAAAAGCUACGACGACUCCGGGAAGAGCUGUGUACUCUUAAUGGAGAUGAUGCCCUUAUAAAUGAAGAGCCUGAAAGUGAUGAAGAAACUCCCAAAGAUCGCAAAAUGUUAAGGGCAGUUUUGAAAAAGGGUGAAAUCCCAGAUGCUACCAUGAUACAUAUGAUACGGAAGAAGAGGCAAAUGGCACGAGAGAUGGGGGAUUUCAUUCCGUUAGAUGAAGCUGGAGCUAAAGCUGAGAACUCCAACUCUCGCCUCGUCAGAGAUGAUGACCAUGAUAAAUCGGAUGAUGAUGAUGAUGAAGAAGGAAGAAUAGAUUUCGCUGUCAACAGAGAAGCGAGAGAACGGCAGAAGAUGAAAGAUGAGUUCUUAGCUGCAGAACAUGGUAGUGAUCAAGAAGGAAGUGAUCUAGAAAGCGGGUGGGAAGAACAGCAGAUAAGAAAAGCUGUCAAUCUUCAACAGGUGAGCCGCGAUGAUGACCAACCAACACAGUAUGCAUUGCCUCCUGCAGAGAAAGGGGAUGCUAACUAUAAAGCUGACCAGGCGUCCUAUAUUAACCAAGCUGUGAAAUCCAAUUUCCAACCCUUUUCCCUCACUUCCAAAGGCUCUAAUGAGUUAACUCUAGAACUGAUACAAAAGAAACUUAAAGAGCGCUUAGAUUCAAUAAUGGAAGUACAUCGCAGUCAUGUGAGCGAACAUGACACUCUGUUGCUUCACCUGGAAGACUCUAACAAAGAGAUUGAGGAAGCAGAGAAAAGUUCCAGCGUCCUGGAAGAACGGUUCAAAUUCUUCCAGGAAACAAGAGGGUAUGUCAGAGACUUGGUUGAGUGUCUCAAUGAGAAGGUGCCCUUAAUUCUCGAGUUGGAAGCCCGUAUGGCCUAUUUGCUAAAGCAGCGUGCCGAGAAAUUGACUUUACGUCGACAGCAGGAUGUCAGGGAUCAGUGUCAGGACUACACUGCAAGUAAAGUGAAAGUAGUUUUUGAUGCUGCUGAGGCUAUGCAGAGACGUGUUGCAGAGAGGGAGGCACGCAGGUCUCGUAGGCGAAGGGCUCGUGAAAGCAGAGACCUUUCUGGACAUCACGAAGGUUUGUCAUCCGAUGAUGAAGAAAAUCAAUCUGAUAUAACCAAAUUUAAUUCAGAAAAAAUGGAAAUCUUGCAGCUGACUGAGAAGUUAUUUGAUGAUGUUGAGGAGGACUUCUGUGAUUUAAACAACAUCAAGCGACUCUUUGAAGAAUGGAAAACUAAAAAUGCAGAGUCGUACCAGGAAGCUUAUAUUGGACUUUGCUUACCAAAAUUAUUUAAUCCCUUUGUGAGACUUGAGUUGAUAGAUUGGAAUCUACUCGAGGAAAAUGCUAAAGAUUUCGAAGAUUGUCGGUGGUAUGAGUGUUGUGCAAUGUAUAGCUAUCAAGAUGAAAGCAUUUCACAAGAUGAGGAUAGCAUCAAGUUCAUACCAAGUAUUGUGGAGAAGGUAAUUCUACCUAAGCUAACAGUCAUAGCUGUUGAUGUUUGGGAUCCUCUGUCAACGUCACAGACGUCACGAUUUGUCAACCUGGUUCAGCGGUUGUGCCAAGAUUACCCCACUGUUCACGGAGAAAGCAAAAACACACAGGCAUUAUUGCAGGCAGUGGUUGAGAGGAUGAAAAAGACGUUGGAUGAUGAUGUUUUCAUGCCACUCUACCUUAAAUCUAUCUUGGAAAAUCGGUCCAGUGGUCCAGCUGUAUUCUUCCACAGACAGUCUUGGAGUUGCAUUAAACUAUUAGGGAACAUCCUGAGCUGGUAUCGAGUCCUGGCUACGAAAAUGUUGCACAGCCUCGCUUUGGAAGGGUUACUGAAUCGUUAUAUUCUCUUGGGUCUGCAGACUUCUCCCCUCAAUGCAGAAGUCUUGCAGAAAUGCUCAGCGAUUGUCUCUACAUUUCCUAAACAAUGGUUUGUUGACCUGGAAGAAGACAAGACCAUUCCUCUUUUGGAGAAUUUCUCUCGGUUUCUCAUGACUGCUGCUGAGUCUUUUUGGAAGAAAAGAGACGUCUCUAAAGAAAGUGACAAGGAAAUCAGGGAACACAUUGGUCUCAUUUGUAAACUGCUUAUGAACAUUCAUGCUUACGACCAUGCGAGUAAAUUAUCUGACCUCUACGGUCUAAAGUGAUGUUUGUGUGCACUAGUACACCAGUACGACUUGAAGAAGAACCUUAUCAAAUCUCUUCGCAUUUGGCCGCAGUCCGUCACCUAAACCUGGACUUACUGGUCACUGCUGCCAGUGGCCCGUCCAUUAUCAUCAGUUGAUUGACAGUCUCAACAACAGCAAGAAGAAGAACAACAACAACAAACUGCAUUUAUACUUUCCAGUUGGUUGGUCAACUUUCUUCAGCAAUAACGGUGAUAAAACAGAAAAACUAUUCCAGAGACAACGUGAAAGACAGUUUUUCUUUGCUUUUUUUUUUUUUUCCAAUUAAUCCAUAAAAUAUUGAUCAAGUC
Messenger RNA from Octopus sinensis (East Asian common octopus), 2880 nucleotides. RefSeq names its product PAX3- and PAX7-binding protein 1. The transcript has 19 exons. Gene Ontology annotation, cellular component: nucleus. The record is from RefSeq and is a predicted model, not a curated record. Gene Ontology annotation, molecular function: DNA binding. NCBI's taxonomy places the organism in Eukaryota, Metazoa, Mollusca, Cephalopoda, Octopoda, Octopodidae. Gene Ontology annotation, biological process: mRNA splicing, via spliceosome. The coding region runs from base 26 to 2551 and encodes 841 amino acids.